AUGGCUUCGAGGCUCGACCGACUGGUCACUAUCCUGGAAACGGGGAGCACCCGACUGAUCCGGGACACGGCCGUGAACCAGCUCGCCGACUGGCAGAAACAACAUCCAGAUGAGCUCUUCAACCUACUCUCCAGAGCCAUUGGCAAAAUCGUGGAGAACGCCCCCCUCUAUGAUCCCAACUCAGAGGAGGCGGCGAGCGAGCUCAAGAGCGAGCCCCUUGCAGAAAAUGGCCAUGUCAAGAAGGAGGAGACUGACAAAGAACCGAGUCUCGGGGAUCACGAGUACUUCAAAUUCGAGUCUCUCAAUGUCGAUGCUAUUCUCAAAUAUGGCCGUGAACUGUUGCGAGGCGGUGGCAUCGAAUACAACCUGGCCGCCCUGAGCCCCCAGGCUCGCCUCGCACAUCAGAGGAAGACGCUAACGGGACGCCUGGGCUUGCUUGGGCGCAAGUUCGAGGACGACGAGAUGCCAAUCGUGGCCGACGGCCUCGCCACGCCCAUGACCCCUCUUGAUGCACCUGGCAGCAACGGCUUUGGUCGUAGUGACAGCAUCCCAGGCCCGGGCUUGUCAUCCGAGGACUCGCAGCUGAGUUCUAGACAACUCAACGUCUUGAAGCGAAAGCGCAAGAGAGAGGCAAUGAGGGCAUCCCAGGGCAGAGGCGGCUUUGGCGAUCUUUCUGUUCGACGAUCGGCGACGGCGGGUCACGAGGGCCUUGGCGACGAAACCCCAGCCGCCGAUGGCGAUUCGAAAAAGAAUGGCAAGGUCAACGAUUAUUUCAGCCUCGAUCGCCCCGCCGAUGUCGACGAAGACUCCAAAGUCGUCAGCGAGUUCAAGGGCCCGGACAUUCCCAUCAAGUCGGAGCUGGAAGCCGAAGAGACCAUGGAGGGCUGCGAAUGGCCCUACGAACGGCUCUGCGACUUUCUUAAAAUUGACCUGUUCGAUCCGUCCUGGGAAACUCGUCAUGGGGCUGCCAUGGGGUUGAGGGAAGUGAUCCGGGCCCAUGGCGGAGGUGCGGGAAGGAUGCACGGCAAGCAUAGGAAAGACAAUGACGGGCUGAAUCGCGCAUGGCUCGACGACCUCGCCUGCCGCCUCUGCUGUGUCCUCAUGCUGGACCGCUUCACCGACUACAGCUCCGACACAUCGAUUGCUCCCAUCAGGGAGACCGUCGGCCAAACGUUGGGGUCCGCUCUGAAGCACGUCACUCCGAGCUCCGUCUACGACAUUUAUCAGGUCCUGUACCGAAUGGUCAUGCAAGAAGACCUGGAGCUUGAGCGGCCCAUCUGGGCUGUCUGCCAUGGCGGCAUGGUCGGCUUGAGAUAUGUCGUGGCGAUCCGGAAAGACCUGCUCCUGCAAGAUGGCGAUAUGAUUGAUGGCAUUAUCAGGGCUGUCAUGAAGGGUCUAGGAGACAUGGACGACGAUGUUCGCUCAGUGAGCGCAGCCACUCUCAUCCCAAUGGCCAAGGAAUUCGUCAUGAUGCGGCCAGCCGCUCUGGAAGCACUCACCAACAUCGUUUGGGAAAGUCUCUCCAACUUGGGCGAUGACUUGAGCGCAAGCACGGGGCGUAUCAUGGAUCUCCUCGCCACGCUAUGCGGCUUUCCCGAGGUGCUGGAGGCUAUGAAAACAUCUGCAGCGCAGGACGAGGAACGCUCCUUUACUCUUCUCGUGCCGCGUCUCUACCCUUUCCUGCGACACACAAUCACGUCUGUCCGCCUCGCCGUCUUGAAGGCGCUGCUCACCUUUGCCAACCUCGGCGCUGAAACGUCCCAAGGCUGGCUCAAUGGGAGGAUCCUCAGACUCAUUUUUCAGAACAUUCUGGUGGAGAGAGACCAGGAGACGCUGAACAUGUCGCUGGAGCUGUGGGAUGCGCUUGUUUGCUGCCUGGCAAAGGCCCCGGCGGUACUCGCAGACGAGUUCUCGCCACACACGGACGCGCUGAUGCAACUUACGCUGCAUCCAAUCGGCGUCUCGAGGAAUCCCAUCCCCAUGAACGCCACUUUGUUCCAGAAACCAUCUGGAGGCACCUACACAAACGCCACUUCCCUGCAACCGUCCAGCCGGCGCAUGUCGUCGCCCGAUGGCUCAGACAGAGCUCCGAAACGGCGCCGCAAGUCCACCAAGCCGGCCGCCGAUGAACCCGUCUCUACCGGCCUCACCCACGACGUCGACGGCCACAUGAUGCAAGGGGACGUCGACCUUGUUGGGAUCGAAGUACUGAUCCGGUCGCGAGUGUCUGCCGCCAAGGCCAUGGGCCGCGUCAUGUCCCUGGUGCCAGCCGCAAACCUCGACGACUACGAUGCGGUGCUCGUUCCGGGUUUGACAUCUGCAUUCGCCUCUACGCAGCUCACGGCCUGCCUGGUAGUCGACGAGUAUGCACAGAACCGCGGCGCAUCCGAGGACACCACUAGAUACAGAGACCAUCUGCAGCGCAUGGUGGAAUCGAACCGGCCCUCGGCGUACAGGGAUUUGGCCAAUUCCGUUCAACGCGUCAGAACGUCGUGCCAGCAACUCGUCCAUCUGUUCCGCGACCACGGCAAGGUGUCGCAAAGCAAGUUGCCGGUACUCCCCGUGGUGGUGCAAGGCGAGCCAGAGGCUGGCCCUGGUGCCUUUUCAAUCUCGACGGCCGAGAAGUGCGUGGGGGAUGACUACGAGAGGCUUAAGAAGCUUAUGCCUCCAGGCCAGCGCUUGAUUGCGAGCCAGCAGCUUGCUGAAGCCCGCGAUGUGGCCGUCUCCGUCAUUGAGGAGGCCAAGGCCGCUAAGGACGCGCGCGACGUGAGAAUCAGGGCCGGCGCAGCCUGCGCAUUGGUCGCUAUGAAGCUUCUGCCAAAGAAACCCAGCCCCCUCAUCAAGGGCGUGAUGGACUCCGUCAAGGCCGAGGAGAGCCAGCAAUUGCAGAGUCGAUCGUCGGGAACCAUUGCCAGACUUGUUCAGCUUUUCACCGAAAAGGGAAGGAAAGGGCCUGCCGACAAGGUGGUCGCCAACCUGGUCAAGUUUUCUUGCGUCGAAGUUGCCGAGACGCCCGAGUUUCCCGUCCACGCCAGCAAGACAAGCUGCAUUCUCUCCAUGCAAAAGGAAGAGGACAGGGUGGACCAUCCAGACGCCGCCAAAUGGGCAAAGGAGGCCAAGGCCGCCCGCAUCACUCGACGAGGCGCCAAAGAAGCUCUCGAGAUCCUCGCCAAGACUUACGGCGCCGAGCUUCUCGACACCGUACCGAGCUUGCGGGCGUACAUGGAGGGACCUUUGGUCAAAGCCUUUUCUGAGGACUUGCCGGCCGAGGCUAAGGAUCCUGAGAACCUGCUCGGACAGGAGAUUGUUGACGCCAUGUCCGUCAUCCGCACAAUGGCGCCGACUUUGGACAAGGCCUUGCACCCGUUCGUCAUGCAAAUGCUGCCGCUCGUCAUCAAGGCCUUGCACUCGGAGCUCUCGGUGUUCCGGUACAUGGCGGCGAAGUGCCUGGCGACCAUCUGCAGUGUCAUCACCGUCGAGGGCAUGACGGCCCUGGUCGAGAAGGUCCUCCCAUCCAUCAGCAACCCUCUGGACCCCAACUACCGUCAAGGCGUGAUCGAGGCCAUUUAUCACUUGAUUGCGGUCAUGGGCGACGCCAUCUUGCCCUACGUAAUCUUCCUCAUCGUCCCCGUGCUCGGCCGAAUGAGCGACUCGGACAACGAGAUCCGCCUUAUUGCAACAACAUCUUUUGCGACCCUGGUGAAGCUGGUGCCCCUCGAAGCCGGCAUCCCCGACCCUCCCGGUCUGUCACAGGAGCUUCUUCGGGGGCGCGACCGGGAACGGACCUUCAUCGCCCAACUCCUCGACCCGAAGAAGGUUGAGCCGUUCCAUAUUCCCGUCGCAAUCAAGGCUGAGCUACGCUCGUACCAACAAGAAGGUGUCAACUGGCUUCAUUUCCUCAACAAGUAUCAUCUCCAUGGCAUUCUUUGCGAUGACAUGGGUCUUGGCAAGACUCUUCAGACCAUCUGCAUCGUCGCCAGCGAUCACCACCAACGGCAGGAGGAGUUUGCCAGGACACAGGCGCCAGACGCGCGGCGGCUCCCGUCGCUCAUUGUCUGCCCCCCAACACUCUCCGGACAUUGGCAACAAGAGAUCAAGACGUACGCUCCCUUCCUCAGCGUCACCGCGUACGUGGGGCCACCGCUGGAGAGGAAGGCGAUGACGCAUCAGCUUGGGCAGACAGACAUUGUGGUGACAUCAUACGACGUUUGUAGAAACGACGCAGAUAUUUUGGAAAAACACAACUGGAAUUACAUGGUGCUCGACGAGGGCCAUUUAAUCAAGAACCCGAAGGCCAAGAUCACCCAGUCAAACAACGUCCUGGAACUCUGGUCGCUAUUUGACUUCCUCAUGCCCGGCUUCCUGGGAGCAGAAAAGGUCUUCCUGGACCGCUUUGCGAAACCGAUUGCGGCUAGCCGCUACAGCAAGGCAUCGACCAAGGAGCAAGAGGCGGGGGCGCUGGCGAUAGAGGCCCUACACAAGCAGGUCCUCCCGUUCCUGCUGCGCCGCCUCAAGGAAGAGGUGCUGAACGACUUGCCCCCCAAGAUUCUGCAAAACUAUUACUGCGACCUGAGCGAUUUGCAGAAGAAGCUGUUUGAAGACUUUACUAGGAAACAGGGCAAGAAGCUACAGGCAGACGCCGGCCGCGAGGACAAGGAGGCUAAGCAGCACAUCUUCCAAGCUCUGCAGUACAUGCGUAAGCUCUGCAACUCGCCCGCGUUGGUCAUGAAGCCCGGCAACACCGUGUAUGACGAGACGCAGAAGAUUCUCCAGAAGCAGGGGACGUCUAUUGAGGACCCUUCUCACGCACCCAAGCUGACGGCGCUGCGGGAUCUCCUGCCCAUCAAGCCUCAUCGAGCACUCAUUUUCUGCCAGAUGAAGGAGAUGCUGGACAUGGUGCAAAACAAGGUGCUCAAGGACAUGCUUCCGUCGGUGUCGCAUCUCCGGCUCGAUGGGUCCGUGGAGGCAAACAAGCGACAAGACAUUGUCAACAAGUUCAACAGCGAUCCGUCGUACGACGUCUUGUUGCUCACCACGAGCGUCGGCGGGCUGGGCCUGAACCUGACUGGCGCGGACACGGUCAUCUUUGUGGAGCAUGAUUGGAAUCCGCAAAAGGACUUGCAGGCCAUGGACCGCGCACACCGAAUCGGGCAGAAGAAGGUUGUGAAUGUGUACCGACUCAUCACGCGCGGCACGCUCGAGGAGAAGAUCCUGAGCCUGCAGCGGUUCAAGAUUGAUGUGGCCUCGACCGUGGUCAACCAGCAGAACGCGGGUCUGUCGACGAUGGACACGGAUCAGAUCCUGGACCUGUUCAGCCUGGGCGACUCGGGACCGAGUCUGAUAUCGGACAAGCCGCGCAACGAGAUGGAAGGGAGGGAGGAGGACAUGGUUGACAUCGAGACUGGCGACGUGCUGCGACAGCCAGGCAAGAAGGCGUGGCUCGACGAUCUCGGGGAGUUGUGGGACAGCAAGCAGUACGAGGAGAGUUUCGACUUGGAGGACUUUAUGAAGACCAUGUCCUGA
Hirsutella rhossiliensis is the source of this 5523-nucleotide messenger RNA. RefSeq lists its product as uncharacterized. Gene Ontology annotation, molecular function: ATP hydrolysis activity; DNA binding; ATP-dependent chromatin remodeler activity. The record is from RefSeq and is a predicted model, not a curated record. Lineage: Eukaryota; Fungi; Ascomycota; Sordariomycetes; Hypocreales; Ophiocordycipitaceae. The coding region runs from base 1 to 5523 and encodes 1840 amino acids. The transcript is spliced from 6 exons.